GUGGAAACGGGAUGGAAGGGUUGCCGGACAGAAACAUUUCUCCGCGGGCGAAGAGAAAAGCUUUGGAAAAAGCUAAAAUUGUUCAACGGGAACGAGACCGGACUAUUUUCAGGCUGGUCGGUCGAGUGCUGAAGAAGCCGGAAGCUGAGCGGUCAAAGGAGGAGGCCGCUGCGCUGCUGCAGCACCGAGAAACCGUGGAUGAAGUCAGCAAGAGACAAAUCCGCAGGAAUGUUCUGAAGAGGAAGCAGGAGGAGGUGUUUGAUGAUGCUGAUGAGAUCAAACAUAAAGUCAAGCACCUCGCUGAGGCAUUCAGGGAAGCAAAGCACCUGGUGGUUUACACGGGAGCUGGUAUCAGCACGGCAGCUUCUAUCCCAGAUUACAGAGGUCCUAAUGGGGUGUGGACGCAGCUGCAGAAGGGUCGGACCAUAAGCUCAUCAGACUUGAGUAAAGCUGAGCCAACACUCACGCACAUGAGCAUCAGGAUGUUGCAUAAGGAGAAGCUGGUGAAGCAUGUUGUGUCGCAAAACUGCGAUGGACUUCACCUGCGAAGUGGUCUACCUAGACAUGCUCUGUCUGAGCUCCAUGGGAACAUGUUCAUUGAGGUGUGCACGACUUGUUCGCCAGUCAGGGAACAUGUGCGUUUAUUUGACGUGACGGAGCGGACGUCGCUGCACCGCCACGCGACAGGCCGCAGAUGCAGCCACUGUGGUGCUGAACUGAGGGACACGAUAGUGCACUUUGGGGAACGUGGGACUUUGGAGCAACCUCUGAACUGGAAGGGAGCAGCAGAGGCUGCUAAGAAGGCAGAUGUUAUUCUCUGCUUGGGCUCCAGUCUGAAGGUGCUGAAGAAAUACGCUUGUCUGUGGUCCAUGAACAGACCUGUGAACAAAAGGCCAAAACUCUACAUCGUUAACCUCCAGUGGACCCCAAAAGAUGAUCUAGCUGUGCUGAAAAUCCAUGGCAAAUGUGAUGAUGUCAUGAGUCUUCUAAUGGAGGAGCUGAACAUUCAGAUUCCUGAUUAUGACCGGGCCCAGGACCCAAUCUUCUCUCUAGAAACUCCUCUUCGUCCAGAAGAGGUCAAAAGUCACUCUCGGGAGGUCCUGGCUUCCCCUGAGGGGCAGGACGACGUCGAAGCAGCGGAGCAGCUGGAGGAAGCCCCAUCUGUGCAGGGUGGCUGGUUCGGUCGAGGCUACAGCAAAGGAAGGGGGAAAAAAAGAAAGAAGCUGCAUACCUGAGGAAACGUUAUUGACUCCAUGACU
Messenger RNA from Nematolebias whitei (Rio pearlfish), 1259 nucleotides. RefSeq names its product sirtuin 7 (gene sirt7). The coding region runs from base 12 to 1235 and encodes 407 amino acids. Gene Ontology annotation, molecular function: NAD+ binding. The record is from RefSeq and is a predicted model, not a curated record. The transcript is spliced from 10 exons. Lineage: Eukaryota; Metazoa; Chordata; Actinopteri; Cyprinodontiformes; Rivulidae.